AUGGACACAGGAAUCGUACCCGAAAAGAAAAGGGUGAGCUCGGAGCGUAGAAAGGAGAAAUCAAGGGAUGCCGCAAGAUGCCGUCGUGGGAAGGAGUCGGAAGUAUUCUACGAGUUGGCCAAAUUGCUGCCCCUCCCCCACAGCAUCAGCUCAAGCUUGGACAAGGCCUCUAUCAUGAGGCUGACCAUCAGUUACCUGCGCAUGAGAAAACUACUGUGCACUGAUGAACCAGUUGAAGAGAAGGAAACAGAGUUGGAUAUCCAGCUAAACAGCUCCUAUCUAAAGGCUCUGGAGGGAUUUCUCAUGGUGCUGUCUGAAGAUGGAGAUAUGAUCUAUAUCUCUGAGAAUGUCAACAAGUGCCUUGGGCUGGCGCAGUUCGACUUGACUGGACAAAGUGUGUUUGAUUUCACACAUCCCUGUGACCAGGAGGAGCUGAGGGAGAUGCUGAUCCACAGGACGGGUUCCAAGAAAGCAAAGGACACAAACACAGAGCGCAGCUUCUUUCUGCGGAUGAAGUGCACCCUCACCAGCAGGGGCCGCACUGUCAACGUCAAGUCAGCUUCGUGGAAGGUGCUGCACUGCUCAGGUCACCUGCGUGUUUAUGAUGGUCCAGGUGGAGAGGGCCCCGACGGGAACCAGGAGGCACCUGUUCCCUACCUUGUUUUGAUUUGCGACCCCAUCCCCCACCCCUCCAACAUAGAGGUCCCUCUGGAUACUAAGACCUUCCUAAGCCGCCACACAAUGGACAUGAAAUUCACAUAUUGUGAUGAGAGGAUCACCGAGCUCAUGGGUUAUGACCCAGAAGACCUGCUGAAUCGUUCUGUGUACGAGUACUACCAUGCUCUGGACUCAGACCACCUUACUAAGACUCACCACAACUUAUUCGCAAAGGGGCAGGUGAGCACAGGGCAGUACAGGAUGCUGGCCAAGAAAGGAGGCUUUGUAUGGGUCGAAACACAGGCCACUGUCAUCUACAACAACAAGAACUCCCAGCCACAGUGUGUCGUUUGUGUCAACUUUGUUCUCAGCGGCAUCCAGGAAGAUAAACUUAUCCUGUCUCUGGAGCAGACUGAGGAUGAGAAGCCAGUGAAGGAGGAGAAGAAGGCUCUAGUUGAGAGCGACGAGCCUUCCCAGGCAGAGGAGGAGGACGAGGAGAGUCCAAAGCUCGAUGUUUUGAAGCUUUUUACACAGGUGGAAGAGCCCCAGCCAGUGGUUAGCCUGUAUGAUCAGCUAAAAGAAGAGCCCGAGGCCCUCACCCUGCUGGCCCCAGCAGCGGGAGACACCAUCAUCUCCCUGGACUUCAGCAGCCCCGAAACGGAGAUCCACAUGCUAAAGGAUGUCCCUCUGUACAAUGACGUCAUGCUUCCUGCCACAAGUGACCAGCUGGCCCUGCCCCUGUCCCCUCUGACACCCAGCGAGCCGCUCACCGGUUCCAGCCCCACCUCUGAGGACAAAAAAUCAGAGGCCUUCGUCCCAGCCCCGCCCACCACGCUGACCGAACAGAGUCCUGCAGAGGCCGAAAGCUCUUUGGACUUCUGUUUCCCCAUGGAGUCAGAUAUGAGCUCAGAUUUCAAACUAGACCUGGUGGAAAAGCUGUUUGCCAUUGACACAGAGUCCAAAACCCCCUUUAACACACAGGACUUGGACAUGUUGGCUCCCUACAUCCCCAUGGAUGAUUUCCAGCUGCGCAGCCCCCCCACAGAGGAGCCCCUGUCCUGUGGACCGGUCAGCUCUCCGGAGAGCUCCCCAUUGUGCCUCAUACAGGACACCAGCAGCUAUCCCAGCCCUUCAUUCAGCCCCCCCGAGAGUCGCACGGCCUCACCAGCCCCACCUGAGUUGGUCACUGCACCCCUUCUUCACACCAUCAUGUCACAGAGAGCCCCUCAGCCAGAGAAGGAAGUCUCUCUGAGAUCCCUGGUAGCUCAGAACGUGCAGCGCAAAAGAAAACUGAGCGACCUGAAGGAGAUUAUAGGACAGGGAGCUGUCCCACUGGAGCAGCUUGAAACGGGCAAAAAGAUGAAGGCGUCCGAGUCGGGAAAAACUACAAUAAUUCUGGUGUCUUCAGAUCUGGCUAGCCGGCUGCUCGGCACCACUCUAGAGGGCACCAGUUCCCCCUUCACGCUGCCGCAGCUAACCCGCUACGACUGCGAGGUCAACGCCCCCUUACAGGGCCGCCAGUACCUCCUGCAGGGGGAGGAGCUGCUGCGCGCUCUGGACCACGUCAACUGA
Messenger RNA from Menidia menidia (Atlantic silverside), 2229 nucleotides. The record is from the annotation of a GenBank genome assembly. NCBI's taxonomy places the organism in Eukaryota, Metazoa, Chordata, Actinopteri, Atheriniformes, Atherinopsidae.